GCAGGCAGGCAGGCAGGCAGGCAGGCAGGCGGUGGGGCGGAGCCCCAGGUUGGGGAGGAGGGAGCGGGUUUUUCCCGUCUCCCAUGAGGUGAUUCACAGAGAGACUUCAGACUUUGCGGACCUCUUACUCUGCCCCUGAGUAGAUACCUCGAGUGGGGCCACCGGACCCCGGGGGGUGCCUUGGGAGAGGUCUGCCGCAUGUGAUGAAAGUAUCUGCUCUCAGGGAAGGCACAGCCAUGGCUUCCCUACCGCCCCGGGAGCCGGAGGAGGAGUUGGUAUCUGCUGGCUCUGAGCCAGGUGACGCUCGGGCCAAACCCCCUGUCAAGCCCAAACCCCGAGCCCUGCCCGCCAAGCCAGCCCUGCCUGCCAAGCCCAGCCUGCUGGUGCCUGUUGGGCCUCGGCCUCCCCGGGGUCCUCUGGCUGAGCUGCCUUCUGCUCGCAAGAUGAACAUGCUGGCGGGACCUCAGCCCUAUGGUGGCAGCAAGCGUCCCCUUCCGUUUGCACCAAGGCCUAUGGCUGAGGCCCCUACUGGAGGAGAAGCCACCCGAGAGACUGUGAAAGAGGAGCCUGGGAAAGAAGAGGUAGCCCCCUUGACACCUCCAGCUCGAUGUGCCGCCCCGACGGGUGUGCGGAAGGCACCCGCCCCCUUCCGUCCAGCCUCGGAGCGCUUUGCAGCCACCACAGUGGAAGAGAUCCUGGCCAAGAUGGAACAGCCAAGGAAGGAGGUCCCGGCCAACCCUGACCGCCGCUGGGGCUCCCGCCUCACCUUUAACCAUGAUGGCAGCUCAAGAUAUGGCCCCAGGACCUAUGGUGUGGCCACAGGUCCCAGGGAUGAGGAUGGUGGGACCCUCUCCAGGGAAUGGGCCCAGGAGGGGCCGGCAAAGUCUCCCACAGAGUGCCCUGAAGAGCCCAGCAAGACCCCCGAGGAGAGGAACCCCCUUUCGGACCUGGCCUUCAACGGGGACCUGGCUCAGCUGGCCAGCUCUGAGCCACCUACUGACGUUUCCAAGCCCCGGGUCCCCUCCAGUCCAGGCUCCACCUUGGAGAAUGGACGCUCCGCCAGCCCAGGCCUCCCCGUUGAAGCCUCGAGCUCGGCCCCCGAGUCUCCCCGUCUUUCCUCACCUGAUGAGAGCUCUCCCCGCCACUCACAGCUUCCAGAAGCCCAGAGCCCUGCAGCUUCCGGCACUUCUCCCUGCCUCCCCAAGACUCCGGCAUCCCCAGCUGCGGCCCCUCCUGAUGAGGGCUCCUGCCACCCCCCUACUCCGGGGCUCCCCUCUCUGGGAGCCCCGGAGGCCCCCAGACCCAGCAGCCCUCUCCUCCAGGAGCUCUCGGGGCGCCGCAGCCCAGAGCAGCCCCCAGCCGCCUUGCCCCAACCCCUGACGGAGGGGGGUGAGUUGCUAGACCUCCCUUGGACGUUGCCAUCUGGGGAGGUGGCGGCCACAGAGGGUGAGGACCUCUGUCCCGUCAGCCUGGCUCAGCGCCGAUUUUCUGAAGGUGGGCUCCGGCCGCCCGGCGAAGACCAGGAGAAGCUGGGGGGCUCGCUGGCUGCCCUGCCCCAAACCCAGGGGCGCCAGUCGGCCCUGGAUCAUCCCUUUGGGAGUGAGACACAGUCCAGCUGGAGCCUGUCACAGUCCUUUGAAUGGACCUUCCCCACGCGGCCUUCGGGUCUAGGGGUGUGGCGGCUGGACUCCCCGCCCCCCUCCCCCAUCACUGAAGCCGCGGAGGCCGCGGAGGCUGUGGAGGCUGCAGAGGCUGGAGACUGGGCUGCAUCCGGCAGGGAGGAAGGAGUGUCCCAGCAGGCGCGAGGGGCCCCGCCAGCUCCAGAGGGCCCAGGAAGGCCUGGUUCCUGGGUGCAGGCGGAUGAUCCGGGCACCUCCCCAACCCAAAAGGGCGAUGGGGAGAGCCAUCCUCAGUCCCCAGCUGUCCCCCUCGAGCCCCUGCCAACAGCAGGGGACCCGCCUGGACCAGUCUUGCUGCAAGCAGAGGAGAGGGACGAGGAACGGGAGCCCCUGCCCAGACAGGGAUCCCUGCUUCCUCCGCCCACCAGGGAGGCCACCCUGCCCAUCCUGGAGCCGGUCCUGGGGCAGCAGCAGCCAGCACCCCGUGACCAGCCCUGUGUCUUCUUUGCCACCAUCCCCGACCCCGGGCAGGCACUGCCUGCCGAGGAGGAGGCCGUGACCCUGGCCCAGGCUGAGACCACCCAACCCAGGACAGAGGUUCAAGACCCAUGUAGGGCGUCCCCCGAGCCUGCAGGCCCUGAGAGCAGCUCCCACUGGCUGGAUGACCUCCUGGCUUCACCACCCCCCAGUGCUGGAGGUGCAAGGCGGGGAGCUGGAUCUGAGCUGAAGGACACACAGACCCCAAGUGCCUGCUCUGAGGGACUCCUUGGCUGGGCCCAGAAAGAUCUGCAGAGUGAAUUUGGGAUUGUAGCAGACACACAUCCCAGCAGUUUUAGUCCUUCCAGCUGGUCCCAAGACACUUCUCAGGACUAUGGCCUUGGGGGUGCGAGCCCUAGAGGGGACCCAGGCCUUGGAGAGAGGGACUGGACCAACAAGUGUGGGCACGGAGUGGGGGAGGGGAGCUCCAGGGAGUGGGCCGGCAGGUGUGGCAUCGGCCAGGAGGGGAUGGAGGUCGGCAGCCAAGAUGGGAGUGGAGUGUCGGCCCCAGGGGGGCUCGCGGCCCAGGACCGGGUGAUUGGAAAGCCAACCCAGCUUGGCACUCCGCAGAGCCAAGAGGGGGAUGUUCGGGACUGGGAGUUCAGAAAGAGGGAUUCCCAGGGCUCUUCCUCCAGCCAGGAUGUAGAAAUCCAGGACCAGGAAUUCGGGAAGAGAGAUUCUCUGGGUACUUACAGCAGUCAGGAUGCAAGCCUUCAGGACUGGGAAUUUGGGAAGAGGGAGUCUCUGGGUGCUUACGCCGGCCGGCGUGAAGAUGAGCAGAGCCAGGAAUUGGGGAGGAAGGACCAGCUCGGCAGGUGCAGCAGCCAGGACGCAGGUGAGCAGGACCAGGAGUUCGGGAAGAACGAUGCUUCCCUGAGCACCUGCAGCAGGCGGGGUGCAGAGCAGCCGGGCCAGGAUUUCGGGAAGAGCGCCUGGAUGAGAGACUACAGCCGCGGUGGCAGCUCCACGGCCCUCGGCUCCCGGGACAGAGGCUUCGGAGUGAGAGCCCUGAGUGCCGGGUUCAGCCCCGAGGAAGCCCAACAACAGGACGAGGAGUUUGAGAAGAAGAUUCUGAGUGGCAGAGAGAGCCUGGGCGAGGCCAGCAGGGAUGUAAGCUGGCCUGAAGAGACUGAGCCUGGGGGCUUGUUCAGCCCCAGCAGCCCCCAGUCACAGGAUGGGGCACUGGGACAGAGAGACCAGAGCAGCUGGCAAGGCGGUGGUGCCAGCCAGGAGGUUGGAGGGCUGCAGGGAAGACAGCAGGCAGGGGGCCAGAGCCCCGGUGAUGCCGACCAGGAAGACAGGGAGGGGGGGCAGCGAGGCUGGGCCGGUGACUUCAGCCUCGGCGUUGUCCCCCAGCCAGAGGCGUCCUUCAGCCCAGGGCAGCGGGACUGGAGCGGCGACUUCUGCGUGGAGGCUGCCGAGAGGAGCCAUCAGUUUGGCAUCAUUGGCAACGACAGAGCGAGUGGCGCUGGCCUGAGCCCUUCUGGCAAGAUAGGAGGUGGCCACUUUGUGCCUCCCGGGGAGACCUUGGCCGGGACCAUUUACUGGAGGGACCAGCUGGGCCUUAGGAACUUGGAAGUGUCCAGCUGUGCGCGUUCUGGGGGCUUGAGUGAAGCCAGGGAGGAUGCCAUGGGGCAGGUGGGCUGGGCAGACAACCUGGGCUUGAGAGACGUGGAGCUGGCCGGCCGUCUGGAGACUGGAGGGUCUGUGGAGCCCAGGGGGAUCGGAGUCGGGGAGAAGGACUGGACUUCUGAGGUCGGGUUGAGGGGCAGAGAUUUGGCAGCAGUGGGGGAGGCAGGAGACCACAGCCAGGCCAGAGAGAGUGGCGUGGGGCAGACCGACUGGUCAGGUGUGGAGGCAGGAGAGUUCCUUAAAUCAAGGGAGCGCGGAGUGGGUCAGGCAGACUGGACACCUGACCCAGGGCUGAGAAACAGGGAGCUCAGGGCGGGCCAAAUGGACUGGGGCGACAAUCUGGGCCUGAGGAAUUUGGAGAUGCCCUGCGACCUGGAGUCUGAGAGUUCCCGGGGGCCACGGGGGUGUGGAGUGGGGCAGACGGACUGGACCCAGGACUCGGGGCUCCGGAACGUGGAGCUCUUGGGGGCCCGGAGUGAAGCCAGGCAGCAUGCGGUAGGGGAGGUCAGCCAGCCCCCUGAACCAGGCCUGAGGAACGACGGCGUCUUGUCCCCUGGCCUGGAGGCCAGAGACCCCUCGGAGGCCAGGGAGCUGGGAGUUGGCAAGACAAGUGGGCCAGAGACCCAGGGCGGAGACGCUCCCCUGCCUUCCGUGGCCAUCUGCCCCAAGGAACCCGGAUCAGAGGCAGGGGAAUCCCCCGGCUUUGGAGUCAGCCCUGGCGGAUGCCUGGCCCGCUCCCCGCCCUCCGGCUCCCAGGGCCUGCUGGAGGAGAUGCUGGCUGCCAGCAGCUCCAGGGCAGCGGCCCGGAGGGAGUCGGCAGCCUCGGGCCUCAGGGAGCUGUCAGAGGAGGAAGGGGCCACAGCAGGCGCUGACCAGGGGGAGCCCCUGGAGCCUGGCCGGGACCCUCUGCCCUCCUGGAGGCCCCAGCCUGAUGGUGAAGCCAGCCAGACAGAAGAGGUAGACGGCACCUGGGGCCCUGCAGGGACCGGGCGGAGCGAGCGGGACCGGACGCCGACCCCACAGUGGCCCCCCACCCCACAGUGGCCCCCCCAGGGCCCUCCCGCCAGCUCCACUGGUCAGGAUUUCUCCUUCAUUGAGGACACCGAGAUCCUUGACAGUGCCAUGUAUCGGAGCCGUGCCAACCUGGGGCGCAAGCGUGGGCACCGGGCCCCGGCCAUCCGGCCUGGGGGCACGCUGGGCCUGUCGGAGGUGGCAGAGUCGGACGCAAGGCUGUUCCAGGACUCUACAGAGCCGCGGGCUUCACGGGUACCGUCUUCAGACGAGGAAGUGGUGGAGGAGCCUCAGAACCGCCGGACACGGGUGACCAAGGGGCUGAAAGUCAACCUCUUUCCUGGCCUGAGCCCAUCAGCCCUGAAGGCCAAGCUGCGCUCCCGGAACCGCUCGGCUGAUGAGGGGGAAACGACAGAGAGCAAGUCGAGUCAGAAGGAGCCCGUGAUCCUUCGCUCCAAGUCCUGCAAGGUCCCGGGGCUGGGGAAGCCCCUCGCGUUACCUCCCAAGCCAGAGAAAUCCUCAGGGUCAGAAGGAUCGUCGCCCAACUGGCUGCAAGCCCUGAAGUUGAAGAAGAAGAAGGUCUGAGAAGUCACUGAGGUCCUUCCCAUCUGGCAGUCUCAGGCAGUGCCUGUCCCUGUGGGGUCCCCGGCAAGGAGACUGCUGAGACCCCCACGCCCCAGGCUGCA
This is a messenger RNA of Eubalaena glacialis (North Atlantic right whale), 5485 nucleotides long. RefSeq names its product tankyrase 1 binding protein 1 (gene CNOT12). The transcript has 12 exons. Gene Ontology annotation, cellular component: heterochromatin; nucleus. Gene Ontology annotation, biological process: double-strand break repair; cellular response to ionizing radiation. The record is from RefSeq and is a predicted model, not a curated record. NCBI's taxonomy places the organism in Eukaryota, Metazoa, Chordata, Mammalia, Artiodactyla, Balaenidae. Bases 204 to 5384 code for a protein of 1726 amino acids.